ACUAAGGGAAGAAGAAGAAGGAUCCGGGAGCCGUAGACACUAGACAGUAGAGAGUCUUGAGAGCGGAGAAGCGGCGAGUGACGUUACAUUUCACCAUUAUCUUCUUUUCACUAUUUUAUAUAAUUGCGUAACAUAAAUAAGACAGCAUCAAUAAUAAUAAUUCCACUUCCGUCUCUCCCUCUUUCGGCUAUCAUCAAACCAAACAGAGAGACAAAACUUAAACUCUUUAUUUUGCUUUUCAUGAUAAAUUUGUAAAUUUUGGUUUCUGAAUUCUGAUCUACCGAAGGCAGAUUUCUCUUCCUCUCUCCUUCACAUUCGCCGUUUUCACUUCUGCAAGAUCCAACUCACUCAAGGAGAAGACAUGAUAGAGUGCAGUGAAUGCCACUCGAAAAUCUCAGCAAAUAAUAAUAACAGUAAAGCAGUAGCGAGAGCAUACGAUAGACAUAGAAGCGAUGUGUCGUCUAAAGCACGCGUUCUUAAUCUUCUUUUGGUCGGUGGUGAUUGCAUCUUUGUCGGUCUCCAGCCUAUAUUGGUGUAUAUUUCAAAGCAUAAUGGGAAUUUCGAUUAUAGUCCUAUAAGUGUUAAUUUCCUCACCGAGACUGCAAAAGUUUUUUUUGCAAUCUUCAUGCUCUUGAUCCAGGCUCGACAUAAAAAAGUCGGGGAGAAAUCUCUUCUUUCUUUCUCUACCUUUGUCCAGGCUGCUCGAAACAACAUGCUUCUUGCUGUUCCAGCUUUCCUAUAUGCUAUUAACAAUUAUUUGAAGUUUACUAUGCAGCUUUACUUUAAUCCUGCAACGGUGAAGAUGCUGAGCAACCUGAAGGUUUUGGUGAUUGCUGUGUUGUUGAAGGUGAUCAUGAAACGGCGAUUUUCAAUCAUUCAGUGGGAAGCUCUUGCUCUAUUGCUCAUUGGGAUUAGUUUGAAUCAGAUACAAUCUCUGCCUGCAGGCUCCACUGCAAUGGGUCUUUCAGUUGCAACAGGGGCAUACUUGUACACACUAAUUUUUGUUACUGUUCCAUCAUUCGCUUCAGUCUACAAUGAGUAUGCUUUGAAGAGUCAAUUUGAGACUAGCAUAUACCUUCAGAACCUUUUCCUGUACGGGUAUGGUGCCAUAUUCAACUUCCUAGCCAUUCUUGUGACUGCCCUAUUUAUAGGUCCAAGUAGCUUGGAUAUACUACAUGGGCAUUCAAAAGCUACCAUGCUGUUGAUAUGUAAUAAUGCAGCACAAGGGAUUUUAUCUUCUUUCUUCUUCAAAUAUGCAGAUACAAUUUUGAAAAAGUACUCGUCAACAGUAGCAACAAUUUUUACUGGAAUAGCAUCUGCUGUACUUUUUGGUCAUACCCUGACUAUGAAUUUUAUCUUAGGAAUCUCUAUCGUGUUUAUCUCCAUGCACCAGUUCUUUUCACCACUUUCGAAGGUUAAGGAUGAACCACAAAAUGGUAGUUUGGAAACGGUUGAUAGUCAGAACAACCAGAGAUCUAAGGAUUCAUCCUUCAUAAAUAUGGCAGCUGGAGCAAAUGACGAUGCUAGUCAUCGUGUUGAACAUGAUGAGAAGGCGCCACUACUUCCCAUCUAGAGUUUGCAGUGGGGAUGAUCUUGGCGUGAUUCCCUACACCAUUGCCGACGGGGACCCGCAGCAUCCACUGAGCAAGGGUCGCUGAACCAUCUUUGAACUAUCGGGGGCAUUGUUGAUAAAGCCGAGUUUCUGAAACAGACCAGGAAAAGAACAAUCAUAUAGCGAGCUGUGGCAAAUUCUGUUCUCGUCCCCUUAUACAAUGCAGAAAGCUAUUAUUCUCAUCAGAUGCCUCUUCCAAUAUGUGUUACUGUUUUUUUUCGGUAACUUUUCCAUGAAAAUGUCUUGGAUCAGUGCUCUCUGAAACAACAAGAUAGUGCAGGCUCGGAGGUAUAUUGGAUUUCUGGGACUCUUCGUGUUUAUUGUAAAUUCCAGUUUUUGAGCACCA
This is a messenger RNA of Populus nigra (black poplar), 1958 nucleotides long. RefSeq names its product CMP-sialic acid transporter 4-like. The record is from RefSeq and is a predicted model, not a curated record. NCBI's taxonomy places the organism in Eukaryota, Viridiplantae, Streptophyta, Magnoliopsida, Malpighiales, Salicaceae. Gene Ontology annotation, cellular component: Golgi membrane. Gene Ontology annotation, molecular function: pyrimidine nucleotide-sugar transmembrane transporter activity. Gene Ontology annotation, biological process: pyrimidine nucleotide-sugar transmembrane transport. The coding region runs from base 362 to 1573 and encodes 403 amino acids. The transcript is spliced from 17 exons.